AUGUCACAAUUCAGCCUCCUCCUACGCACCAGAAUCUUCCGUUUCUUCCAAGCAAUAGGUCGAUAUCUCGACCACUAUCUCUCCUUCCCACUCCCCCCAUCCCCCUCAUUCAAACUCAAAAUCCCAGCCACAAUCGGCACACCAGGGUUCAUAGACCUCUAUUUCUACGUUCCUGCCUCCUAUUCCAAGCCAUCCACUCCAUCGCAAAAGAAAUAUCCCAUCCUCCUCAACUUCCACGGCGGCGGCUACACCAUCGGCCACCCAACCGACGAUGCGCGUUUCUUCGCCAAAGUCCUCGAGCAGAAUCCCGACACGGUAGUCGUAUCUGUAGACUAUCGUCUCUCACCUACAUAUCCCUUCCCAACUGGAAUUGAAGACUGCGCAUCAACACUUCUUUACAUUUUCGCCCACGCCUCAGAACUCCAUCUCGAUGUCUCGCGAACAUGUCUCUCAGGCUUCAGCGCCGGCGGCAAUUUCUGCUUCGCCGCGCUUUACAGAGCACAUGAAGAGCUAAACCGAUUGAGAUCUGAGGGCCGAAUUGCCGAGUACGAAAAUGGAAAGAUCGUUGGCAUAGCGGCGUUUUAUCCAGCGCUUAUAAGAACGAAGACUCGAGAGGAGCGUGCGGCUUCGAAUCCAAAUUUCAAACCUAUCCCGAUUCCAAAGUUUCUGGCUGGAGUGAUGGAUGAGUCGUACUUGAAUCCGAUACCGAGCGACAUGUCUGUUCCGCUGCUGAGUCCUGGGUUAGCUAGCGAUGAGUUGCUGAAAGCGGCAUUACCUAGGAAUUUGGUGAUGAUCACGUGUUGGGGAGAUGCUUUGUUAGUCGAGGGUGAGGAAUUCAGAGCAAGAUUGAAGAAGUUAGGAUUUAGGGUCGAGGGAUAUACGGUGCCUGGGGUUUUGCAUGGUUGGGACAAAUGGCCUAGUUAUUGGAGAGGUGAUAAGGAGAGAGAUGACGCUUAUGAAAUUGUUGGACGGUGCUUAGGAGAGUUUUGGAACGAGAGUUGA
Molecule: messenger RNA, 1002 nt
Organism: Glarea lozoyensis ATCC 20868
Lineage: Eukaryota; Fungi; Ascomycota; Leotiomycetes; Helotiales; Helotiaceae
Product: alpha/beta-Hydrolase
Exons: 1
Coding region: 1-1002 (333 amino acids)
Molecular function (GO): hydrolase activity
Source: RefSeq, a predicted model, not a curated record